Messenger RNA from Hemiscyllium ocellatum (epaulette shark), 4418 nucleotides. Its product is annotated as monocyte to macrophage differentiation factor-like. Gene Ontology annotation, molecular function: pore-forming activity. The record is from RefSeq and is a predicted model, not a curated record. The coding region runs from base 124 to 879 and encodes 251 amino acids. NCBI's taxonomy places the organism in Eukaryota, Metazoa, Chordata, Chondrichthyes, Orectolobiformes, Hemiscylliidae. The transcript has 7 exons. Gene Ontology annotation, cellular component: membrane.
AACAGCUGAAUGGAUAGAAGUGCAGUUUAACUGCUAAAUCAGAAGUGGAAUAAGACCUGCAACUAAAUGUUUCUGCACUUGAAAAGAGUUAUAUUGUGGUGAAGAGAAAGCAGUUGCUUUGUUAUGAUGAGGUUCUACACAAUUUCAACACAGAUCGUCAUGGGAAGGAAACAUGGAUUGUCAAAAUUUAUGAAUAACCGACCUUCAGCUAAUUCGCGAUACCAACCCACUGCCUAUGAACAUGCUGCCAACUGUUACACACAUGCAUUCCUCAUUUUUCCAGCAAUUGUCGGCAGCACAUUACUUCAUCGACUGUCGGAUGACCGAUGGAAGAAGAUCACAGCGUGGAUGUAUGGUGUGGGUCUGUGUGCACUGUUCAUCGUUUCAACAGUAUUCCACAUCAUCACAUGGAAGAAGAGUCAUUUAAGAACGAUGGAGCAAUGCUUCCACAUGUGUGACCGAAUUGUUAUCUACUUUUUCAUUGCAUCAUCUUAUGCACCAUGGUUAAAUCUCCGUGAGCUUGGGCCCUUGGCGUCUCAUAUGCGUUGGUUCAUUUGGAUCAUGGCAGCUGCUGGAACCAUCUAUGUCUUUUUAUACCAUGAACAGUAUAAGAUUAUUGAGCUGCUGUUUUACUUGACAAUGGGAUUUUCACCUGCUGUGGUGGUUGCAUCUAUGCCAAACACUGAUGGAAUCCAGGAGCUGGUAUGGGGUGGCAUGCUGUACUGCCUGGGAGUGGUAUUCUUCAAAAGUGACGGGAUAAUUCCUUUUGCCCAUGCAAUCUGGCACAUCUUUGUGGCUUUGGCUGCAGCAGUCCAUUACUAUGCGAUCUGGAAAUAUUUAUAUCGGAGUUCUGCAAUGUCUACAUGGAAGGACUUCUAACCUCCAGGCCAGCACCAUCGGUUGCAGUUAGUUUGUGUUAAUUAGUUUAUUUGAACAACAUAUUAACACACAGGACCAGGUUGCAGAAGAUGGAUGUGAGACACUGCGGGCUGUUCCAAUGGCACCCCAACUGUGAAUAAGCAGAGUCAGUCACAAGCUCAAGACUGAUGUGAAAUCUAACAGAUCCUCAGGCUGCUGCUGCUGCCCACUCGCUUUUUUCACCAUUUUCCCCUGAGAUUACAGGUUUUAACCUCGCAGUUGUCUUUCUUCCUGCUGUCUUAUCCCAACCAUCUUGACUUUUCUAUGAAAUUUCAAGAACUUCGUUUUGACUUGAUGGCACUGAAGUGAUCUCCAGGUUUUGACUGUACUGUUUUUUUUGUGAUUAGAAUAUACAUGAGGAUGAAUGGACUCGCUAAGGAACAGAUCUGCACUUUUUGUACAGUGACUUGAGGCCUUGUCGGCAUUCUACAGUUUAACAUGAACACCCACAGCAAUCUGAACUGAUACAUUCCAUUGGGUGGCAUUUUAUACCUCAGCUUUGCCAAAUUUUCUACUUACUCAGUGAUUCUGGGUGGUGCUCUGGUUGGAGUGGUACUUUCCUUUCACACUUACCAGUAAAGAAUUUAAUUAACAGUUACUGUAUUUCUGAAUAGCACUGCCUCAUCUGCUGUGAUAGAAGGCUAAUGAACAGAGCAUGUACCUACUCUUUCACCCUGCAUAGAGUGUGCACGGCCAUAUCCCAACAGUAUUGUUAGUCUGGUUCUGAUUAUUUCAGCAAUGCACUAAUGGUAAGGAAUACAACAACAAAAAAGCAGCACAUUUUGUUGGCCAUGCUACAGCAACCAGCAAACCACACUUCUUGCAGACAAAUGUUUGCGCAUUUGUUUCCACUUCGUGGCUGAUCAGAAGUCAAUCACCUGAAUCUGAGAGAUUCCAAAUACCUCAUUUUUGUAAAGGAGCAGCUAUUGUUCCCUCUGUCAAAUACUCUGCAGUUCUCAGCUUUUUUUUGCAUUCCCCUCUAAUGCUAAAUUGACCAUUCCAACAGCUGUUGCUCAGCAACUAUGACCACCAUCUUAAGACUGUGAAUUAAACUUAAUAACGGUUUACAUUUUGUCAAGACUUGAUUCUAUAUUCAAAUAUUAAUUUUUUAUGCAGCCAAUGCACACUUACAAUGGCCCUACUAACCUUCUCCCUUCACCUGCCUACCCGAGAUCUACAAACACAAAUAAAUGUAGGGGUCCAGCUGGGUUGUGGUUUCCACCAUGUGGAAAGAGCAGAUGACCAAUUCACAUCUUCCUAUGACAGCUUCUGUAAAAGAGUAAUGAAACACGACUGAUUUCCUGCAGGAGGGCACUGGGAUCUCUAUUCAAUAUCCACACAGCCAUUGAUUGUUGUCAGUACAGAGUAACCGGUUAACUUGGUGCUAGUGAUCAGUGAGAAUGAACCUGAUUUAGUGUUUCUGUUACAGUACUCACAGAUGAAUCAUAACUCAGUGGUAAUGUUUAGAUUUUAAAGGUGCUUUUAAGUCAAACAAAACAGAAAUUCAGGUGACAUUUUUGGUAAUCUCUUCAUUAAGCUCAGAUUCUCUGUAAUUCACGGGUGAUAGUAUUGUCAGGUUGGAAAUGGGAAGUGGUUGGAAGAUUGUGCCAACUUGCACUUGAUUCCACAGCAGGUGAUUAGAUGAUAUAGAGGAUGAGAGACACUGGCUUAAUGUUUUAACCAUGUGCUCCAUUGGUUACAAAAUAAUUAUAAGUAACAGUCCCCACUGAGUAAAAGGUGACGGAACGCAGCUAGUGUAUCACUGCAGGGAGAAGCAUUGUUCAGCAUUGUGUUUGACUGGGCCUCUGUAUGGAUUAUAGGGUUCAUUGUCACCACAGCUUCUCCUGCUCUGUGAUCAGUUUAUCUGUGUGUCAGAUACAUACAAAAUAACAGACAGACCAGACUAUACAAUCUAUAGCUUUUACCCAGCUUUGCUGUACAUGUAUAAAAGUUGUCCUUGAGAAGUCCUCUUGUCACAUGAGAGAAUAAUCCCCUCUCACUCAACCUGUGCUGCCCAUUUCUGUGCCAAGCAGUUUAAAUCCAGACUGGAGCUUGUUCCCCCAGUGUUUCUAGACCAGGGUUUAUACUGCAAUCUGGGAUGUUGUGAAGUUGUUGGUUUUAUUAUCACAGAAAGGGAGGGUCACCAUUAGCAUUGCAUCAACAAGGGUUAUGUCUCUACAUGUUUAUUUUGUGAUUCUCUGCGGACUGUGAUGGUUGGGGUUUUAAAUUGAUGCAUGCCAAGUUUUUUAGCCAGGGAAUCUAUAGCUUUUAAUAUUUCUGAUCCAGAUACUAUAUUCUCGAGUGUAAAACCUUUUCAGUGUUUACAAGCAACGAAUGCUGCUCCCACUGGUUAUCCCUAGCAUGCAAAUUGUCUGUGCUAUCUAAAACCACCUCUCCCCAUUUUAGGGAAAACUUGCAAAUCAUUUUUAUACUUGUGCAGGUCCGGGACCUGUGCACCUUUUGGGCUUUUACACUUUCUCGAGAACUUUGUUUUUUGUAACUAGCUUGAAUCUUGCCAAAACUAUGGAGUCAGGACUGCGCACAGCUCAUCAACACUAAUAAUGAGGUGAAGAGAAAAACCUGCCAUUCCUUGUCACUCCCAGCGAUGAAUUGCCAGAACAAUAUGCAACUCACUUUUGGCUCUGGUUUCUAGUUGACCUGUUUCCCUACUGCUCCCGAUAGAUUUGAGACAUUAGUUAACCCAGCAGUUUGAGAAAAUAUGACUUGGACAUUGGGGCUUGUCAGACUUUUAACCUGGACUGUUUCACAAAAUAUGUUCAGUGUUUAUAGAAUGGUAUCGUGCCAGGAGCUCUGGGUGGUUGAGAUAGGCAGUUUUCAGGCAAGUUUUUCCAAUGAGGCUUUGCCUCCACCUCUCAAACUGCUUUCCUUUUCAGUUCCCUAUCUGCCCACCUGCUGAGCACCUGUCUCAUCUUGAACAAUACAGUCCCAAGUCAGCUGUCAUACAGAGAAUAAAACUCCUGCUUUUCUGGUGGAGUAGCCUGUAACAACUGACCUGGGACAGCUGAUAUACUGUGUUACGGUCGUCUGGAUCUUGACAAAGUCUGAAAGUUGCAGAAACUAUUUUCUCAAACUGUCCAGCAGCCUCACUGUGCACAGUGCUUCCUGGGAUAGGCUGCAUAGCCUCCUGACUCUUUUGGCAGAGUCACCUGGAUAAUUCCAAACUCAAGUAAUCCAUCAGAUUGACAUUUCACCAUGUCUCCUAAAUGGUUAACAGGACACUCGGGCGGAGGGAACAGGCAUCUUUGUAGCUUCACUGCUGCUGAGCAUUUUAAAAUAAUUUCUAUUCUGAGGCUCAAUCUCAUCUGAAAUAUUUGAUCUAUUGAAAUAGAUUCCAAAUACUGUUUGAAAAAUAAAUUAAUAUUUAGAGUAUGCAUUGAUGUGACAGGAAAUAUAGUACCAAGCCUUUUGCUGGGAGUGUGCUGUAUAUUUUAUGUGUGUGUACUCUGUAUCUGAAUGAACCAGACUACGGUUAAAUAAAG